AUGGCGGAUUCAGAGUACACGGACGAUGAGACAGAGUAUGAAGGCCCCUCCUCUCGAGUUGUCGUCCUGGACGCGCUCUGGACACCAUUCCGCUUGUUAUUCUCCAAAACCGCUCUCCGCAUAUACCUGAACACACUUCUAUUUAUCGGCGCUACAGUGCUCCUAGUGGGGAUUUCCGGAAUUGCUUAUGCGAUAUUCUACCUGAGUUUCAUUCCCACGGUCGGUGUCGAUCGAGAAGUCCACCUGCAAUUCGGUGACAAGAAUCCUUGGGGCGUAGCCUCUCUAGAGUCCCAAUUCGUUUCUUCACAACCCUACGAUGUUGCUGUGGUUCUUGAAAUGCCUCGCACGCCAUCCAAUCUGGAUGUGGGCAAUUUCAUGAUCGAUCUCACCCUCUACUCUCCUCAAGCGAGCUCCGUGCUCCCCAAGUCCGCCAGCUCCUUAGACCCGAUUUCACAGUCACGCCGAUCGGCUAUCCUUACCUUUAGCUCACCGAUGGUGGAUGUUGCUCGGAGAAUGGCGCGACUGCCGCUAUACGUCGUUGGCUGGCGCCGAGAGGCGGAGAUGCUAGAGGUACCCAUGAUGGAGAAGGUUGAGUUUGCACGGGGCGCGCGAAAUAUCCCGCAAAGUCUGCGCCUUGAGAUCCAGAGCGAUGGAAAGAUCCAGAUAUACUCCGCGCGCGUGGAAUUCCGGGCGCGGUUCACUGGGCUUCGGUGGUUUAUGUACCGAUGGAAGCUCACAUCCUUUGUGAUAUUCAGUUCGAUGUUUUGGACCGUCUCGGUGUCUUCAGCUACCGUUACGUGGUUAUUGUUGAACUGGGUUUUGCGACCCGAGCCUGUUUCAAUGGAUGAGAUUAAAGAUGAAGCUCGUGAUUUAGUGAAGGAUGAACCCGAAACCGAGGACACUGGCUCAUCUAGUGGAGCUGUUAAGGUCAAGGAGGAGCCCGAAGAACAAGGUAGUAGCUCCUUGUUCAAGAGCUAUCUAGCCGACGAUGAGGGCGGCAUUGGCUCUGGACUGGAGGAUCCAGAAGUUAGAGGCCUACAGAAACGACGGAGUCAUUUGUCGGAAUACGAUAGCUAG
Messenger RNA from Penicillium odoratum, 1077 nucleotides. Its product is annotated as seipin. NCBI's taxonomy places the organism in Eukaryota, Fungi, Ascomycota, Eurotiomycetes, Eurotiales, Aspergillaceae. The transcript is spliced from 4 exons. Gene Ontology annotation, biological process: lipid storage; lipid droplet organization. Gene Ontology annotation, cellular component: endoplasmic reticulum membrane. The record is from RefSeq and is a predicted model, not a curated record. The coding region runs from base 1 to 1077 and encodes 358 amino acids.